Manihot esculenta (cassava) is the source of this 3228-nucleotide messenger RNA. Its product is annotated as transcription factor GLABRA 3. Gene Ontology annotation, molecular function: protein dimerization activity. The record is from RefSeq and is a predicted model, not a curated record. Bases 1097 to 3022 code for a protein of 641 amino acids. The transcript is spliced from 8 exons. Lineage: Eukaryota; Viridiplantae; Streptophyta; Magnoliopsida; Malpighiales; Euphorbiaceae.
AAUUAUUCUUGGUUUUUUCUUCCUUAUUAUUCUCACCAAAUACUCCAACCGUAAGAGCAUAUGGAGGAGAUGAUGACUUCACCAUGGCUGCAGCUUAAAUGCUCAUGUUAGCCCCUGUUUUGUCUAUGUCUUCUUCUUUCUCUCUACUAACACGCUCUACAUUCCCGUUCUUUUUCCUUCUUUCAUGUAUGUUUUUUUUUUCUCUUUUUUGGACCAAAAACAACUUUCUAGAAGAGAAUCUUUCUUCUAUUCUUUUUUUGAAGCUCAAAAAUCCAUGAAGAAAUGAAGCAGAGCACUUGCAUGUGUCGUGCGUGAAUGACAUGGUGAAGUAGACACUGCUAUUUCCUUUCUGGGUUUUGAACUGGUUUAUUGGAUUUUUGGUUUGAAAACAAUAACACCCACUUCAUCAAAUAAGGAGAGUUGAUUUCUGUGAAACUGUUGUACGUCCUCGCUUCUCAAUUUUCUGCAGUGGCCAAAACCCAGAUCUUUCAUGGCCUCUUGAACGGGUUCCUUUUGUCUUCAGAACUCAGAACAUAUAAUUGGCCUUAUCUUCCUUUCUUGCGUUUAUUUUGAGAAGGCUCUGUAAAGCUUUUCAGAUGAAAGUUUUUAUUUUUUAAUUUCUUAGCAAGUCUUUAAAGCUUUUCAGUGAUAAAUCAAGUCACCAUUUAUGAGAUCGAAAAUGAAAACAAAAGCUGCUUCUGCUAUUAUUGGUAGUUUUCCUUCUCUUUUCUUUCUUCUUUCUCCUUCAAAAUGAUUGUUUUGACGAGAGACCAGUUACUACGAGUUCAGUGGCGGGCGAUUCCUGUGAACUGAUUCCUUGUGCUUUUUUCUAUUUUCUUUGAGCCUUCAUUACUAUCUAAAAGCAACUAUCUUGAGUUCUAGUUAGUAUAAUUCUAUUGGUUUCUAGCUGGACUAUGUGUUUCUUGAGCUUUAGUUUCCUUAACCAAACCCCCAUAGGUUUGGUUCUUUGUAGUACUAGAAACAAUAUUCUGAGCUGAGCAGUCCGAAUAUUCCAUUUCUAGAGUUGGCUUCUUGUUUUGAAAAAAUGGAUCUGAUCUGAAUAGGUCGGGAGUGUUGUCGUUUUUGAACUUAAGAUAUGGCUCAAGAGAAUUUGCCAGAGAAGAACCUCAAACAACAGCUUGCUCUUGCUGUGAGAAGCAUCCAAUGGAGCUAUGCAAUCUUCUGGACCAUUUCUGCUAGACAACCAGGCUACAUGCUCCUAGUUAUAGUAAAAGACAUGCUCUUUAUCUUAUUGGCGGCCAGGAUGUUGGAGUGGGGAGAUGGGUACUACAAUGGAGAUAUUAAGACAAGGAAAACUAUUCAAUCCAUAGAACUUAAUGCAGACCAAUUGGGUUUACAGAGAAGUGAACAGCUGAGAGAACUCUAUGAGUCUCUUUCAGCUGGUGAAGCCAGCCCACAAGCAAGAAGACCUUCUGUAGCGUUAUCCCCAGAAGAUCUCACCGACACCGAGUGGUAUUACUUGGUCUGCAUGUCUUUUGUAUUCAACACUGGCCAAGGCUUGCCAGGAAGAACCUUAGCAACUGGCCAACCGAUUUGGUUGUGCAACGCUCAUUAUGCAGAUAGCAAAAUAUUUAGUCGCUCUCUGCUUGCUAAGAGCGCAUCUAUUCAGACUGUAGUAUGUUUUCCAUUCUUGAGGGGUGUGGUCGAGCUAGGCGUGACGGAGCUGGUUUUGGAUGACCCGAGUCUCAUUCAGCAUGUUAGAACUUCAUUCUUGGAGAUUCCAUAUCCUAUAGUUGCUGCAAAGACCAGUACAAGAAGUGACAAAGAACUUGCUGAUGCUGCUUUUGAUCAGGAGAUUGUUGAAGCCAAAUUAAUUCCAGCGGUAGGAUCUGAUGAAUUAGAUGUAGUUUCACCCAAUCACAGUUCAAAUAAUCAGCCAGAAGAGGAUUCAUUUAUGGUUGAAAGGAUAAAUGGAGGAGCUUCCCAAGUGCUAAGUUGGCAGUUGAUGGAUGAUGACCGUGUCAGGUAUUCUCUGAAUUCUAGUGACUGUAUAUCUCAAACCAUUGAAGAUCCUGUAAAGGUUGUUCCUGUUGCUAACAACGAAAAGCAAGACAACCACUGUCUGAAAGAUGUUCAAGACUGCAACCACACUAAACUGACUGCACUGGAUGUUCGAAGCGAUGAUUUUCAUUAUCAAAGUGUUCUCUCUUCUCUCUUAAAGACCUCCCAUCCAUUAAUUCUAGGUUCACAUUGUCAAAAUGGUAAAAAGGUAUCCAGCUUCGUCGGUUGGAAAAAAGUGGGAUUGGUGCCUUAUCAGAAACAGAAAGGUGCGACACAGAAAUUAUUAAAGAAAAUCCUGUUUGACGUUCCUCGGAUGCAUGUCAAUGGCUUGCCUGAGUCCCCAGAAGACAGCAGCAAUAGAGUUGGAGUUUGGAGACCAGAGGCAGAUGAUGUUGGUGCAAAUCAUGCAUUAGUAGAGAGAAAACGAAGAGAAAAGCUAAACGAAAGAUUUAUGAUUCUCAAAUCAAUUGUUCCUUCAAUUAACAAGGUUGAUAAAGUAUCUAUAUUAGAUGAGACAAUAGAAUACCUGCAAGAGCUGGAAAGAAGAGUUGAAGAGUUGGAAUCAUGCAAGGAGUUAACAGAGUUAGAGGCAAGAACUAGAAGAAAACCCCAAGAUGCUAUUGAGAGAACAUCCGAUAACUGCGGCAGCUACAAAAGUGGUAAUAAGAAAAAGCCUCCGGCAAACAAGAGAAAAGCUUGCAAUAUUGAUGAAACAGAGCAAGAGAUGGAUUAUGACAUAUCAAAAGAUACUUCAACUGAUAAUAUAACCGUCAGUAUGAAUGAAAAGGAUGUAUCAAUUGAGAUGAAAUGUCCUUGGAGGGAGGGGUUAUUGCUGGAGAUCAUAGAUGCAGCAAGCCAUCUGCAUUUAGAUUCUCACUCAGUUCAAUCAUCCACCAUUGAUGGGAUUCUUUAUCUGACAAUCAAAUCUAAGAAGAGGUUAACAGCCGGGUCAGCUAGGGCGAUCAAGCAAGUACUUGAAAGAGUUGCUUCUAAAUGUUGAAGCUUGGCCUCAUUUGUCAUUGGAAUUUCACUGCUUCAGUUUGUAAAAUGAUGCAUCUUUGGAGGAUUUAUGCAUCAUGGUUAUAAAUGCUAAGGAUUUUCCUCCAAGAAGAGUAGCCUAAUAAGCUGAAAUAAACUUGUCUUUGAGUGUUGUUAUGUUCUUCAGUGAUCUUAAAUCUACUGCGUGCACUUCUGCACUUGCUAGGA